This is a messenger RNA of Aureococcus anophagefferens, 449 nucleotides long. RefSeq lists its product as hypothetical. The record is from RefSeq and is a predicted model, not a curated record. NCBI's taxonomy places the organism in Eukaryota, Pelagophyceae, Pelagomonadales, Pelagomonadaceae. The transcript has 3 exons. The annotation marks the transcript as partial.
AGAGAAACACUCGUGAAACAGCAACUUCUUCUCGCCGACGUCACCAAAUCAAUCAUGGGAGUUUCGGCAUCGGCGCCGAAAGGAUAUUUGAUCGCUUUCAUCAAGGUCAAGGACAAGGAGAAGUUCGGGGCGUUCGGCGCCGCCGCGAAGACGGCGAUCGAAGAGUACGGAGGAACGAUCCUCGCCAAGGGCCCCGGCGACCUCGUCGAGACCGCGAACGGCGGCGCCGAAGGGAGCGCGGCGAUCCUACUCGAGUUCGCGAGCAUCGCCCAGGCCAAGGAGUUCUACUACUCCGAGUCGUACCAGAAGGCCAAGGAGAUCCGCGGCGACGGCGGCGCCGACGUGUCCGUCAUGUUCGUCGAGGGCACGCCGCCGACGUUCACGGGCCUGAUGAUGUAGAGCCACACGCGGACCAAGUAGACGCCAUCGUCGUAAAAAGAGCGAGGGCG